AUACUGCAUGGAGGAGGAAUGAGGAGGAACGGAGGAAAGGCAGCAAUGGGUGCAGAUUCGAUUUCAUGGCCCACAGGUAUGGAGGCCCAGCUCCCCGCAACAGCAGGGUUGUUUUCCUAAGAAAAUCUUUUUUAACUUCCUACGCACGACUCCUUCCUCCUGUUGCCCAGUUGCAGGCUGAAAAAUAACUAGGCUUUUACGCUCGUCGGCUUAGAUUCUCACACACAUACACACACACACACCCCCGGAGAGGAUAACAAGCUGCUUUUAAUAUUUGUCAUGUUUAUUAACCGAUGCAAUAGCGGCGGCUGAAGACUUCCCCUGCCAGUUACCACUGAAAUGUAAGUAAGGCGUCAUAAAUAAACCAGACUACAAAGAGCCCUCUCUGCAGCGAUUUACUGAGACACUCUUGGCUCUGGAUGUUACAUCGGAUGGUCCUUUGGCGCGCUCCAGUCCGGGUUUUGCAACAGUCACAAUAUUUUGGCUGGAUAUUGUCUUAGGAGGUGGUACUAGUAGGGUGGAAUUCCCUCAUGCUGGAGUUUGCACAAGAUGCUUUCACAAAGCUGGAUCCUCUGGUAAUAAUAAUAAUUAAAAAGCCCCGCCACCAUAGACUCCUUGAAUGAGGACGGCGUCUCCGGCCUUGUGGGCAGGCGGUAUGGAAGUCCCACUUGCUCUGAUCUGAUCACAUAGACAGGGAGCAGUGGGGGCUGAUGGAGUGUAAACCAGCCUGGGCAAUCUUUACGAGCUGAAAUCCUGCACAUCCCAGAAGGGACCGUUUCUCUCCGCAGAGUUUGUGGGCUAUUCGAAAUCUGCUUCAAAACCAACCAGCCACACAACCCGCAGAAGCCCCGCUGCACCAGACUUCCCAGUGAACUCGCAGGGAAUUUUUUUUUUUUUUUUUUUUUGACAGAAACUCGCGUGUCACUUUCCCUGGAGGAACAGAGGGGUUUUGGAAAUUGUUCUUGUGCAAGUAUUUUGAGACAUUCGAAGAGUCUCUUCAGCAGUCAUGAGUGGCUGACAACUGAGAGUUUGGGUGUGUCUAUUCGGACGCUACAAGCAGCUAACGCUCACGGAGUGCCGGCCCCCAGAUGGGACUAGAUCCAAGCUCCUCUGCUCCUUAUGGGGUUGAAGUCAGUUCCGAGGUGAGUCAGGGCUGUGCGAAGGGCUGCGACCUGUGCUCCGAGUUCAACGGGUGCCUGAAAUGUUCCCCCAAACUCUUCAUCCUGCUGGAGAGGAAUGACAUCCGACAGAUCGGGAUCUGCCUUCCCUCCUGUCCACUGGGCUACUUCGGCGUUCGCAAUCCAGACAUGAACAAGUGCAUCAAAUGCAAAAUUGAGAACUGUGAGGCCUGUUUCAGCCGAAACUUUUGCACAAAAUGCAAGGAAGGGUUGUACUUGCACAAAGGGAGAUGUUAUUCCACCUGCCCAGAAGGCUACUCUGCUGCCAACGGCACUAUGGAGUGCAGCAAUCCUGCACAAUGUGAAAUGAGCGAGUGGGGUCCCUGGGGCCCGUGCUCCAAGAAAAGGAAGCUGUGUGGUUUCAAGAAGGGCAAUGAAGAGCGAUCGCGGAAGGUACUGCUGGCUCCCUCUGGAGAUGUGUCUGUGUGUCCUGCCACCACCGAGGUCCGGAAAUGCACAGUGCAGAAGAACCAGUGCCCUGAAGGGAAAAGGAAGCGAAAGGAAGAGCAAGAAAAGCGAGAUAACAUGAAUGGAAACAGAAACCAGAAAGACACCAAAGAGGCCAAAUCUGGCACCAAGAAAAGGAAAAGCCAGCAGAGAGGGACUGUGGUCCCCAUGACUCUUGCUAGCCCUGCCCAAUAGCUGCCCCUUUGUAGUCACAUGAUGGCAAGAGUACAUUGCUGCUAUGUAUAUGAAAGCUUUAUGGAACCAGAGCACUGCUACAUAACAGACACAUUCAGACAGACAGAACCAACCCCCACUGCCACACACAAAGACGGAGACCACACACAAAUGCAACAUAGGACCGUAAAGUGCAAACCUCUAAGAAGAGGAGUAAGAAAAUAUAAGAGAUGAAGUUUAAAUGCUAAGGAGUUUACUGUGGAAACUGGGGAGAAAGUAUGAACCAGACUGGAAGGCAGUGGUGCCAAUAUUCCUGAUAUAAUGACUCAAAUAGAAGUCAGCCAUGUAAACCCCAGCAUAACACAGCUUCAGCCAGAGACUAGAACUGAUUUGCUAUUGUUCAGAAUCACAGGAUCUGGAAUCGCGCAAAGAUAGUGGCCUGUUUCUAUUCCCCCUUCCUUUGUUCUAAGCUGUAUGAGAAUAUAUGUUAAACCUUUGUGAGAAGAGGUCAGAGAUGUCUGCCCUGAAAUGGCUUCAAAAAUGUAUUUCAAAAUUAAAAAAAAAAGUCCAACAUAAUGACCUCCAAAUUUCCAAUUGUGUGGUUCAUGGCUCAGCCCCCAAAGAGGCUGGUGUCCCAAUGGGGGAGGGACUCGCUUGCAGAAGGAAAACUCAUAAGAGCUUUCAGAAAAUGUAGCCAGCUGCAUCCUAGCCACAAAUCAGUCAUCAUUCACUUUUACAAUCCCUGUCCAUGUCCAUUAAGCCCCAUGGGGAGUUUCCCAUCAUGCAGCAAGUUGAGAAAUAGAGGUGACAGCAAACCGCAAAUUGGUUUGAUGUUGUGAUUCUGCUGAUAGUCACAGUGCGAAGGAUUGUGUGCUGAACUGAGGAAGGAAAAAGCC
Messenger RNA from Pelodiscus sinensis (Chinese soft-shelled turtle), 2695 nucleotides. It is a transcript of the gene RSPO1, whose product is annotated as R-spondin 1. The record is from RefSeq and is a predicted model, not a curated record. NCBI's taxonomy places the organism in Eukaryota, Metazoa, Chordata, Testudines, Trionychidae.